Molecule: messenger RNA, 3225 nt
Organism: Sycon ciliatum
Lineage: Eukaryota; Metazoa; Porifera; Calcarea; Leucosolenida; Sycettidae
Product: target of Myb1 membrane trafficking protein-like
Exons: 18
Coding region: 115-2145 (676 amino acids)
Biological process (GO): signal transduction
Cellular component (GO): endosome; membrane
Molecular function (GO): clathrin binding; ubiquitin binding; phosphatidylinositol binding
Source: RefSeq, a predicted model, not a curated record
UUACUUACACUUUAUCUGGACAAAAAUUAGGUUCUUGGUUUGUUUCUAUGCAAAAUGAGAGGGCUGUGGGAAGGGUUCUCUUCAUUGUAAAGGAAGAGGUGUAUUGUGUGUGCAAUGGACUUCUUCUACAAUCCAUUCUCCAGUCCAGUGGGCCAACGCAUCGAAAAAUCAACGUCGGAAGAUCAAGGUUCGGAUCUGUUGGUGGUGCAGCUGGAGAUUUGUGAUAUUAUCAACGAGACGGAGGAAGGUGCUCAAGAUGCGGUGAAAGCGCUGAGAAAACGUUUGUUUGGCAACAAGAACUGGGUUAUUGUCCUCAAUGCACUCGCGAUCCUGGAGAUAUGUGUGAAAAACUGUGGGCAUCGCUUCCACAUUUUGAUCACCAAGAAGGAGUUUGUGGACCAGCUAGUGACGUUGACUCGUCCCAAGACCGCAGCACCUAGUUCUGUACAGGAGAGAGUUCUUGGCCUGCUUCAGACAUGGGCCGACAGUUUUCGAGGACGCUUGGAGCUCGAUGCUGUUUGUAGUGCGUAUGAUGAACUUCGCCGGCAAGGUGUUGAAUUUCCUGCUCAAGACUUGGACACGCUUGCUCCUAUCUUUACGCCCAGCCGGAGUGUUCCUCAGAAUGAGAGCCAAGGGACAACACAAGCAGCAUUGGAAACACAUACAGAUGCUAGUCAAACUGGACACGUAAAUCCAGCUAUUGACACCCAACAAACCACACAGGGUUCAUCUGGCAUGAGUUCAGGGCAGCAGCAGCAACAGCAGCAGCAACAACCAGCAGCAUAUAUACCUAUGGCAAUGCCGGCUGCAGUAGUAGCACCACAGCAUGUGCAUAUUCCUGCCGUACCAGCGGUGUCGAAUGACGUUGAACCACUUGUCAGCAGUCCCACGUCGAUUGCGAAGUUACGUUCAGAGCUGGACAUGGUGCAGCGCAAUGCGUCAGUUCUCUGUGAAAUGCUGCAGUGUUUGACGCCGGGUGAAGAAGCUACAGCCGACUAUGAGCUAUUAACUUCUCUUGGUGAGACAUGCCGGGAUAUGCAAAGUCGAAUCUAUCAACUUCUAUCAACUCAGCAACAGGAGGAGCUGAUCGGUGAUCUGCUGACGGCCAAUGAUGUCUUGAAUUCUUCUUUUACUGAGUACGAGAGUUACCAAUCAGCACGUUCCAUGAUCGUAUCACAGGCGAGUCCUACAGCAACAACAACAUCAGCAGCAGCCACUACUACUGCCUCAAGCCAGCAACCCGCUCAAGCCGGACAUUUGAUUAACCUAGAUAGCCCGGAUGCUUCGCUGUCACCAGCAGCCGCUACUGGCACUAGUGCUGGCCUGAUUGGUGGACAAGAUGAUGACAUCACUGCUCGUUUGGGACAGAUGGGUAUUGAGCCACCUGGCUAUAUGGCGAUGGCCGGUGCUGGUAGUAGCACUGUUAGCGCCAGCGGGGCAGUAACAUCAACUACCGCUAGUAGUACUGCACGGACCAGUACCACUACUGCUGCUGCUGCUGCUGCUGCUGCUGGUGGUGGUGCUGCUGGUGAAGACGAGUUUGAUAUGUUUGCUGCCAGGCGACAGGAAGCCUUUGCCACACCGAGCAACAUGUAUGAAAUGCCAGCUGAAUCCUCUUCAUCGCUGGCAAAUCGCUUUGGCACGUACAAUACGUCCACCCAGUCAGCGUAUGGUUUCGAUGCUUCUCGAGAUCUCUCAUCCACUGCUUUGGCAUCAGCAACAGCCCAGCCACAAGCAACACCAGCGGCACAGCAAGGAGCAGCAACAAUAUCACCACCAGUCGCAGCAGUCGCAGCAGUCACAGCAAGUGAAACAGAAGAGGUAUCAUCGGCAGAUGCGCCGCAAGCACCAGCAGCCGCAGCAGCUGCAAUGCAGUCUUCUGAUUCCGAGUCUGUAUCCCAGUGGCUUGCCAGCAAUGACUUGACUGCCGACAUGGAAAUUAUCGACGAUAAAGCGGUGGAUGAGGUUGAGCCAAUGACAACAGAGGAAUUUGACAUGUUCCUCUCCGCAAGAACAAGUAAGUCAAAGAAGAGCAACGUGGUGAAAACACCAGCUGAUAGCAAUGAGAAGAAGCCGGCAAGACGAGCCAGACGCAUGAUGCAGAAAGCGGAUGAUGAUGAAAACGAAGGCCUCUUCGCUCUCUAGGAUUCUUAUGUGUGUUCAGCCCGAGGUCAGCAAGUAGUAGUUGAUGAGGUAGCCGAGUCCCAGGACAGCAGCUGUUGUUUGAGCACUAGCCAAAAUAAGCCCUCUGACUUUAAACAGGGAGCAUGAGGUCCGCAGAUGUGUUUUGCUGAUUGCUGGUUGAUGACAACUCUUAUGUCUUGUGCACCUAGCUCUUGUAACUUGUAUUUGGUCUUCGAAGGCUAGUCAUGCUUCUUCUUUGGUAUAUCCUUCUCCUCCUCCACCCCUUUCCUCCAGCGUGCUGUAAAUAUUUUUUCCACCUUGAAAUCAGGCAUCCAUGCUUUGUCGCCUGGCUCCAGUUCAGAGGCCUGGGCCUGCCUUCGAAGGCUGAGUAAAAAUUAUAGUUUGUUCAUGUUUUGGACUCUCGACUUGUGGCCCCAGGCUGCCAGUUGCCAUUGAAGCCGGUGCUUCAUUUUCAUCUUCAAUUUAUUUCCACGAAACAGCAAGAAACCAUGAUAACAUCAUGUUUCAUCUAGCACGCAUUACAAUAUAUCUCAACGUCGCAGUUUUACACACCUGUUUAAUUUCUAGAUUCCAGAAAUAGCACUUUGCGGCCGCAAACUUCACUUGUCUUUUUAUAUUUUAGAGUAGAUGCCUUGCGCUUCUAGAAUUUGUGAGGCGAUGAUUUAGGUAUUACCGAGUUGUUGUUUUCCAGUGGCUACUUCUGCUUCUCAAUUGGUGGCUGUAGCCGCACCAGUGAUGCAGUGCUGGCUGCUGUCAAUUUUUUUUAUCUUCAAUUUGUUGCACAGUAUCCAGUCCUUUAUCUACUGGGUUGUCUCACUAGUUGGAAUUGGUAGUCUAGGUAAUCAUGUUGUGUUUCAAAGUAGAUCUUUGAAAUAUUCCCAUGUUUCAAAGUAGAUCUUUGAAACAAUGCUGCAGAUGUUUUUUCCAUUGCUGUUUGACACACUUAUUCUGUUUCCUGCUAUUCUGCUGGCCACUGAUUCUGAUGUGUUCUAUGUUGUGUACUACUUGGUCCGCCCAGUGAAUUGGCGCUUAUCUUCACACUUGUCUCAGGAAAGAAAUACGAAUAUUUGAAGCAAGCCA